UAGGCACUCCCUACUCCAGUCCAGCCUGCACACUCCGCCGCCGCUAUGGUCUCCGUGCCCACUGCCUGGUGCUCCAUCGCUCUGGCCCUGCUCGUGGCCCUGCACGAAGGGAAGGGCCAGGCUGCUGCCACCCUGGAGCAGCCGGCGCCCUCACCCCAUGCCCGAGGCGCCCACCUGCGGCUUCGCCGUUGCUCCUGCAGCUCCUGGCUCGACAAGGAGUGCGUCUAUUUCUGCCACCUGGACAUCAUCUGGGUGAACACUCCCGGACAGACAGCUCCUUACGGCCUGGGAAACCCGCCAAGACGCCGGCGCCGCUCCCUGCCAAGGCGCUGUGAGUGCUCCAGCAUCAGGGACCCCGCCUGUGCCACCUUCUGCCAUCAAAGGCCCUGGGCUGAAGCCGGGGCAGUCCCCAGCGGCAAGUUCCCUGCAGACGUGUUCCAGACUGGCAAGACGUGGGCCACUGCAGGAGAGCUCCUCCAGAAGCUAAGGGACAUUUCUGAAGCCAAGAUCCACUUUGCCAAGCGACAGCGGGAGGCGACAAGGAAGCCCAGGCCCACACACUGCAGGUGGAGGAAGAGAUAGUGCUGUGAGCUGGAGGAACAUCGGGAAGGAAGCCCGUGCGGAGACAGCAGGAGAGGAGCCCCUCUGCCUGCUUCAUGGGCUGGGGUCUCGGUCCCAGCCGGCUGGACCCACUUGCGGGGCUUGGCACAAGCUCUGGCCUCCCCGCCCUGGUGAAGGGGGCCUCCCUCAAGGCAGCUCCAUGGCCUCACACUGCCCAGGAAAGCCCUCGGCCUCCAAGACUGCAGAGCGGCCUCCCUGCGCCGGCUGCUGGCGCUCAGCCCUGCUGAAAGGAACCACGUGGGAGUGCGUUAAUCUGGAGGCUGUGUCCUGGGGACAGUCCUGUCUACUGGGCUACAAACCAGGAGCGACCACGCAGCAAUGGACACUCAUGCCUAAGCCAGCCCUGGAGGCUGGCUGGGUCCCCCAGGAGCCAGUGUCCUGGCUGGCCCUGUCUGUCCUCUCCAUCCCUCCCUCCCAGGGUCCUUGUGCCCUCCUACCCUUGGGACACUUCUGGUGAGAAGGACCUGCUCUGCUUUACCGGUCUGUAUAUAAUGUGUUUGCUCUAAGGACCUUGAGAAUCCCAAUUAUUUAUUUAAUGUAUUUUUUUAGA
Molecule: messenger RNA, 1171 nt
Organism: Lemur catta (Ring-tailed lemur)
Lineage: Eukaryota; Metazoa; Chordata; Mammalia; Primates; Lemuridae
Gene: EDN2
Product: endothelin 2
Exons: 5
Coding region: 46-582 (178 amino acids)
Biological process (GO): regulation of vasoconstriction; intracellular calcium ion homeostasis; regulation of systemic arterial blood pressure by endothelin
Cellular component (GO): extracellular region
Molecular function (GO): hormone activity; endothelin B receptor binding
Source: RefSeq, a predicted model, not a curated record